UGACUCUGUUCCACCAGCUUCGAUGCCGAUCUUUAUUCGUUUCGAUCUUGCCGCGUCUUUGGACGCCUCAAAGCUUGGUGGGUCUGCGAGCAUCAAAGCCUGCCAUUCUCCAUAGUUUGGAAUUGACAAAGCACGAAUAUUGAUUGUGAAUUUGAAGACGAUUGAAGACCAAUAGAUAGAACAGAAAAAGAGGAAACCAUGGCUAAAGACGCAGAAAUGAAAGAUGCCAUUCUCGGAGGAGGCGCCAAGAAGCGCAGUCCCAACCGUUUGCUUGUGGAUGACGCCACGAACGACGACAAUUCGGUGAUUAGUUUGUCACCCGCCAAGAUGGAGCAGUUGGAGCUUUUCCGUGGAGACACUGUGUUGAUCAAGGGAAAGAAAGGAAAGGACACCGUCUGCAUUGUGUUGGCCGAUGAGACUUGUGACGACUCCAAUGUACGCAUGAACAAAGUUGUGCGCAAAAAUCUUCGCGUCCGCCUCAGUGAUGUCGUCACAGUAACCAGUUGCGGCGACGUCCCCUACGGCAAGCGCAUUCACAUCCUUCCUUUGGACGAUACCAUCGAGGGAGUCAGCGGAAAUCUCUUUGAUGUUUACCUCAAGCCCUACUUUUUGGAGGCUUACCGUCCCGUCAAGAAGGGAGAUUUGUUUUUGGUCCGUUCGGCCAUGCACCCUGUCGAGUUCAAGGUCGUCGAAACCGAUCCUUCCCCAUAUUGUAUUGUGGCCCCCGACACUGUCAUCCACUGUGAAGGAGACCCCGUCAAGCGUGAAGACGAAGAGAAGCUUGAUGACGUUGGAUAUGAUGAUGUAGGAGGCUGCCGCAAGCAAAUGGCACAAAUCCGCGAAAUGAUUGAAUUGCCGUUGCGGCAUCCAACCCUCUUUAAGACGCUCGGUGUCAAGCCUCCUCGUGGAGUCCUCCUCUAUGGACCUCCUGGAAGUGGUAAAACAUUGAUUGCUCGUGCUGUGGCGAAUGAGACUGGAGCAUUCUUCUUCCUGAUCAACGGUCCCGAAAUCAUGUCCAAAAUGGCCGGUGAGUCUGAAUCCAACCUCCGAAAAGCAUUCGAAGAAGCCGAAAAGAACGCACCCGCCAUCAUUUUCAUUGAUGAAAUUGAUUCGAUCGCUCCAAAGCGUGAAAAGACAAACGGUGAAGUAGAGCGUCGUAUUGUCAGUCAAAUGUUGACGCUCAUGGACGGAUUGAAGCAGCGCGCCAGUGUCGUCGUCAUUGGCGCCACCAAUCGUCCCAAUGCUAUCGAUCCUGCCCUCCGUCGUUUCGGACGUUUCGAUCGAGAGAUUGAUAUUGGAGUGCCAGACGAAAAUGGACGUUUGGAGGUUUUCCGAAUCCACACACGAAACAUGAAGCUUGACGAUGAUGUCGAUCCAGAGGCCGUUGCCCGUGAAACUCAUGGUUUUGUCGGAGCUGAUAUUGCCGCUCUCUGUACCGAAGCAGCCAUGCAGUGCAUCCGUGAAAAGAUGGAUUUGAUUGAUAUCGAGGACGAGCAGAUUGAUGCCGAAAUCUUGGAUUCCAUGGCCGUCAACCAGGACCAUUUCCGCCACGCCCUUGGACAAUCCAACCCGUCCAGUCUUCGUGAGACUGUCGUCGAAGUGCCCAACACUACCUGGGAAGAUAUCGGUGGAUUGGAGGAGGUCAAGCGCGAUCUCAAGGAGCUUGUCCAAUAUCCUGUGGAGCACCCAGAAAAGUUCGAGAAGUUCGGUAUGAGCCCCAGCAAGGGAGUACUUUUCUAUGGACCUCCUGGUUGUGGUAAGACUUUGAUGGCCAAGGCUGUCGCCAACGAGUGCCAAGCCAAUUUCAUCUCGGUAAAGGGACCCGAGCUUUUGACCAUGUGGUUCGGAGAGAGUGAGGCCAAUGUCCGCGACGUCUUUGAAAAGGCUCGCCAGGCAGCACCUUGUGUUCUCUUCUUUGAUGAGUUGGAUUCCAUUGCCCAGCAGCGUGGAGGAAGCAGCGGAGAUGGAGGCGGCGCUGCUGAUCGUGUCAUGAAUCAGUUGCUGACUGAGAUGGAUGGAGUUGGCGCCAAAAAGAACGUCUUCAUCAUUGGAGCGACCAAUCGACCCGAUAUCAUCGAUACGGCUCUCAUGCGUCCUGGCCGUUUGGAUCAGCUCAUCUACAUCCCCAUGCCCGACUUUGAGAGUCGUUUGUCGAUCCUCCGAGCUACUCUGCGCAAGAGUCCUGUCUCGAAGGAUGUUGAUCUUAACUAUCUUGCUUCCCAGACCGAUAAGUUCACCGGUGCCGAUCUCACAGAGAUCUGUCAGUCGGCUUGUAAGAUGGCAAUCCGCGAGGAGAUCGAGCGUGAUAUUGAACGCACCCGCAUCAAGGAGGAAGCUGGCGAGGAAAUGGAAGAGGACGAUGACGACGAGGAUGAAGAUUUGAUGCCUGAAAUUCUUCCAAAGCACUUUGAGCACGCUGUCCGUCAAGCCCGUCGAUCCGUCUCUGACCGAGACUUGGCCCAAUACGCAUCCUUCGCCCAAACCCUCCAACAGUCCCGUGCCGCUGUGACGGGAGCCGCUGGUGGCAGUUUGGCCACAUUUGCUUUCCCUGAAGCAGGGGGCGGCGGAGGAGAAGCCGCCGGUGGAGCUGCCGAUGAUGACGACGAAGAGGAUCUCUACAGUUAGAUUUUUCGAUUUGUCGUCGACAUUGGGAUUCAAGCAAAGUGAAAAGAGGCAGUCUGUGAUGGUCGACAGCAGCCUCAGAUUAAAGUUUGGUCGUGAUGAGAAUUGCGAUACGAGUAUAUAGAAGAUUUUAUCAAUAACAUAGCAGGACACUUUC
Molecule: messenger RNA, 2779 nt
Organism: Seminavis robusta
Lineage: Eukaryota; Bacillariophyta; Bacillariophyceae; Naviculales; Naviculaceae
Source: the annotation of a GenBank genome assembly